AUGAAGUUGAAUAUCUCCUACCCAGCCAAUGGGUCGCAAAAGCUCAUCGAGGUCGACGAUGACCGAAAGCUACGUGUGUUCAUGGAAAAGCGCAUGGGCAACGAAGUUCCAGCCGACUCUCUCGGUGACGAAUGGAAGGGCUACAUUGUCCGAAUUACCGGAGGCAAUGACAAGCAAGGCUUUCCUAUGAAGCAGGGUGUCAUGCUUCCUACCCGUGUUCGACUCCUCCUCUCCGAUGGCCACUCUUGCUACCGGCCUCGCCGAAGUGGUGAGCGAAAGAGAAAGUCUGUUCGUGGUUGUAUCGUCGCUCAGGAUCUGUCGGUUCUUGCUUUGUCGAUCGUCAAGCAAGGAGACGGAGACAUUCCAGGCUUGACUGAUACUGUCAACCCAAAGAGACUUGGUCCAAAGCGAGCCACCAAGAUCAGAAAAUUCUUUGGUCUCAGCAAGCAGGAUGAUGUCCGAAAAUUCGUUAUCCGACGAGAAGUUACACCAAAGAAAGAAGGCGCCAAGCCAUACACCAAAGCACCAAAGAUUCAGCGACUUGUUACUCCUCAGCGUAUGCAACACAAGCGACACAGAAUCGCAGUCAAGCGAAGAAGAGCUGAAGCUUCCAAGGAUGCUGCCAAUGAGUAUGCUCAGCUACUUGCCAAGAGAGUUCAUGAGGAACGUGAGAAGAGAUCCGAGCUCCGAAAGCGAAGAGCCUCAUCCAUGCGAAAGUAG
Molecule: messenger RNA, 720 nt
Organism: Lithohypha guttulata
Lineage: Eukaryota; Fungi; Ascomycota; Eurotiomycetes; Chaetothyriales; Trichomeriaceae
Gene: RPS6
Product: 40S ribosomal protein S6
Exons: 4
Coding region: 1-720 (239 amino acids)
Biological process (GO): translation
Cellular component (GO): ribosome
Molecular function (GO): structural constituent of ribosome
Source: RefSeq, a predicted model, not a curated record